This is a messenger RNA of Hypoxylon trugodes, 2362 nucleotides long. RefSeq names its product putative FAD binding protein. NCBI's taxonomy places the organism in Eukaryota, Fungi, Ascomycota, Sordariomycetes, Xylariales, Hypoxylaceae. Gene Ontology annotation, cellular component: plasma membrane; NADPH oxidase complex. Gene Ontology annotation, molecular function: superoxide-generating NAD(P)H oxidase activity. The record is from RefSeq and is a predicted model, not a curated record. The transcript has 5 exons. Bases 577 to 2238 code for a protein of 553 amino acids. Gene Ontology annotation, biological process: defense response; superoxide anion generation.
UAAACAAGCUCCGGAUCUUCAUACAUCCAUACGGACCCUUGCUCUCUUCUUUUCCGGCCGUGUCCUAUGUGGAUCCCGCUUGAUCGCAUUACCAUUUCGCCUUGAUCCUGUCAUCCUUUAUCACUUACUCCCCGCCCACCAGCGCUAGCAUCCGGGCUUCUCUUUUUUUCUGUUGGUUCCUCGCGCGGCAACCAGGACGUAGAAAGAAUACACUCUCACCCCGAGACUUUCUCUACUCCGCCAUCCUUUCCUUCGUCUCCUGCUGGCUCAGAUCACUCUUUUGGUUCGGUUUUUGUUUACUUCUAGGUGCUCGCCGUUGGAUAAUAGGUCAUUUUUAAUAUUUUUCACAAACAACGUGUAAAAAAGUGAAGGGAUUCUAGGGCCAGAAGACGAUCGCUUGGAAAAAGAAAAAUAUCUGAAAUUUUAUCGUCGUUCGAUCCGUCCACUCGCUUCGAACGCCUUUUCCCCAACGGUCGCCGUCUGGAAGUAUACGGAAAUCGCGUCGCAGGUCGACAAUUUUUUAUUUAAUUCGAAUUUACGUCUUGGGUAGGACAAGGGGAACGAUUAAUCGUCGAUAUGCCUAUUCUCGAGUUACUAAAGAAGCAGCUUACUGCUAGUAAACUGAUUUUUCACGUCCUAUUCUGGGGUGUACAUUGGUUUUUCUUUGCUUUUGGAUGGUAUAAGCAAGAUGCCGAUCCCAAACUAGCAGCGCUUAACACCCUAGGAUUCUCUGUCUGGUUCUCGCGAGGUGCCGGUCUUGUCUUGGCGAUUGACGGAACAUUGAUUUUAUUACCGGUUUGCCGAACGAUAGUACGAUGGAUACGACCCAAGAUCCGGUGGCUGCCUCUUGAUGAGAAUAUAUGGUUCCAUCGCCAAGUUGCAUAUGCUAUGCUCUUAUUCACCGUCAUUCAUGUCUCUUCUCACUAUGUCAACUUCUUCAAUGUUGAGAAGACCCAAAUCCGACCAGUUACCGCGGUUGAAAUUCACUACACUCAACCCGGUGGUGUUACGGGCCAUGUCAUGCUCCUCUGCAUGUUGUUGAUGUACACUACCGCACACCACCGUAUCCGCCAACAAUCGUUCGAAACCUUCUGGUACACUCACCACCUAUUCAUCCCAUUCUUCUUAGGACUAUACACCCACGCCGUCGGUUGCUUCGUCCGUGAUACCGCUCUCCCCUUUUCUCCAUUCGCUGGGGAGCAGUUCUGGGGCCACUGUAUUGGAUACCAAGGUUGGCGAUGGGAGUUAUUUGCAGGAGGUCUUUAUCUGAUCGAGCGUCUCUACCGAGAGAUUCGUGCUAAGCGUACCACUAAGAUUACCCGAGUGGUUCGCCACCCAUACGAUGUCGUGGAAAUUCAGUUUGAAAAGCCCUCUUUCAAGUACAAGGCUGGCCAAUGGCUUUUCCUUCAGGUCCCUUCGGUCUCCAGCUACCAAUGGCAUCCAUUUACCAUCACUUCUUGCCCAUACGACCCAUACGUUUCGGUACACGUUCGACAAGUUGGUGAUUUCACCAGGGCAUUGGGUGAUGCGGUUGGUGCCGGUGGAGCACAGGCCAAGCUUUACGAGGGCGUCGAUCCUAUGGGAAUGUAUGAAGUUGCUCUACAGAACGGUCAGCAAAUGCCUAACCUUCGAAUCGAUGGACCCUACGGUGCCCCGGCUGAGGACGUAUUCGAGAACGAAAUUGCGGUACUCAUUGGUACGGGUAUUGGUGUAACACCGUGGGCCUCGAUUCUAAAGAACAUCUGGCAUUUACGCAACAGCCCGAACCCUCCCCGACGACUUCGCCGUGUUGAAUUCAUUUGGGUGUGCAAGGAUACUGGUUCUUUCGAAUGGUUCCAGACUCUACUUUCGUCUCUCGAAUCUCAAAGUAACGAAGCAGCUCGUAUUCCCGGCAGCAAUGGUGUGGAAUUCUUGAAAAUUCACACCUACCUAACCCAGAAGCUAGACAUGGACACGACGCAAAACAUUGUCUUGAACAGUGUUGGUGCGGAAGUCGACCCUCUCACAGAACUCAAGUCCCGCACAAAUUUCGGUCGACCCAACUUCCAACGAAUAUUCGAGGCGAUGCGAGAUGGAAUUUUGGACCGAACGUACAUGAACGGUCUAGAGGGUAGCAUGCAAACAACAGUUGGUGUAUACUUUUGCGGUCCUUCCGUAGCUGCUCGUGAUAUUCACAAGGCGGCCAACGCAGCAACAAGUAGGGAAGUGCGCUUCCGGUUCUGGAAGGAGCAUUUCUAAGUGUGUACAUAUUCAGCAUUUUAUCUAUAUAUGUCAAGAUUCCCACAGCACCAUUAUGAUAAGAUGCUUUACUACCGGUGGUAUUGCAGUCUUAGGAGACGGUAGACAGGGGGGAGAUCAAUGA